AUGCGGGCGCUGUUCACGGUGCUGAAACCUCUGAUUUUCCUUACGCUGCUCGGUUAUUGUCCUUCCAUGACAAUCAAGCCAAAAGAGGGUUGGCAGGUGUUUAGUUCAGCACAGGAUGCAGACGGCCGUUGCAUUUGCACAGUGGUGGCUCCUGAACAGAGCCUGUGCUCCAGAGAUGCUAAGAGCAGACAACUGCAUCAGUUACUGGAGAAGGUUCAGAACAUCUCACAGUCAAUAGAGGUUCUGAACCUGCGAACUCAAAGAGACUUUCAGUAUAUUAUGAGAAUGGAGAGUCAGAUGAAGGGACUACGAUCAAAGUUCAGACAAAUUGAGGGCAACCGGAGGACGUUAUUGACAAAAAACUUUCAGGAGCUGAAGGGGAAGAUGGAUGAGCUGCAGCCAUUGAUCCCAGUGUUGGAGCAGUAUAAGACAGACGCCAAGCUCAUCUCCCAUUUUAAAGGGGAGAUCAGGAAUCUGUCUUCCGUGCUGUUGGGGAUCCAGGAAGAAAUAGGAGCUUAUGAUUAUGAGGAGCUACAGCAAAGGGCUCUGACACUGGAAGGGCGACUAAGGAACUGCAUGAGUAAACUCACCUGUGGUAAACUAAUGAGAAUUACUGGGCCUAUGACGAUUAAAACAUCAGGAACCAGAUUUGGAGCUUGGAUGACUGACCCACAGGCAUCUCCCAGAAUCAACAAGGUAUGGUACAUGGACAGCUACACCAACAACAAGAUUGUGAGAGAGUACAGGUCAGUGGCUGACUUUGUAGCAGGAGUUGAGUCACGAACCUACAACCUUCCAUUCCACUGGGCUGGCACAAACCAUGUGGUCUACAAUGGCUCGCUCUACUAUAACAAGUACCAGAGCAACAUCAUUGUCAGGUACAACUUUGAUAGUGGCCGAGUAGUGACCCAGCGUGCACUGGAGUCAGCUGGUUUUCAUAAUGUGUACCCCUAUACCUGGGGUGGCUUUUCUGACAUAGACCUCAUGGCAGAUGAGCUGGGAUUGUGGGUUGUGUAUGCAACCAAUCAGAAUGCAGGAAACAUUGUCAUCAGUAAGUUAGAUCCCCUAACCCUUCAGGUCUUGAAGUCCUGGAACACAGAAUAUUCAAAGAGGAAUGCUGGAGAGUCCUUCAUGAUCUGUGGCACACUUUAUAUCACCAACUCCCACCUGACUGGGGCCAAAGUCUACUACUCUUACUCCACCAAGACCGCCACCUACGAGUAUACAGACAUACCAUUCCACAACCAGUACUUUCACAUGUCAAUGCUUGACUACAAUGCCAGGGACCGUGCUCUCUAUGGCUGGAACAAUGGCCACCAAGUUCUCUUCAAUGUCACGCUGUUCCAUGUCAUCAAAACUGAUGAUGACUCCUGA
This is a messenger RNA of Chanos chanos (milkfish), 1374 nucleotides long. It is a transcript of the gene olfm3b, whose product is annotated as olfactomedin 3b. Lineage: Eukaryota; Metazoa; Chordata; Actinopteri; Gonorynchiformes; Chanidae. The record is from RefSeq and is a predicted model, not a curated record. Gene Ontology annotation, biological process: signal transduction. The transcript has 6 exons. Bases 1 to 1374 code for a protein of 457 amino acids.